Paramecium tetraurelia is the source of this 1512-nucleotide messenger RNA. RefSeq lists its product as uncharacterized. The transcript is spliced from 2 exons. The record is from RefSeq and is a predicted model, not a curated record. Lineage: Eukaryota; Ciliophora; Oligohymenophorea; Peniculida; Parameciidae. Gene Ontology annotation, molecular function: iron ion binding; monooxygenase activity; heme binding.
AUGAUAUAUAUUAUAUUAGGAAUACUAGCUCUAAUCUAUUUUAUCACUCAGCCACUCAUCGUGGUUAUAUAUUUCAAAAUCAAGUACGGUAAAAGGGUGAUCAUUCAAUAUGCCCCUAUGUUAGGACUACUCCGUACUCUAAGUCAAUCCAGAGCAAUCAAUGGAGAUGCAUUCCAAGCCUUGUCUGUAUUGAUAAAGAAUAAUAGAUAAGCAGAUAUUCUAGUUACUAAUUUAUUAUUUCGACCAUUAAUCGUAUUCUUAAAACCAAAUUACUACAAAAUAUUCAUGCAAUAACAUGAAGCAUAUACCAAAUUCCCCAUGAUAGUCGACAAGAGAUUAGUAUCAAAAGGAAUGCUUAUGGAAGGAGGAGCAAAGUGGAAAUAACAAAGAAAGCUCUUAGGAGCUCAUUUUGAGUACAACAAGCUCAUCAAUCUCAUACCAAUGAUAAAUGAUGUGGCUGAAAAGAAAUUGUCUGGUCUCCCAAACUCAAUAUUUCCAGCUAUGAACUUAGCAUCUUCAAUCACAGGGGAAGUCGUUCUUAGAGCCUUUUUUGGUGAGGAUAUCGCCAAAUUAAGUCUGAAUGGACAAGAUCCUUCGUUAUGUGUCACUCAAUUAAUCACUAGAUUUGGAUAAUUAAUAACUGAAUCCCGAUUCUUUCAAAUAAAGAGAGCAUUGCUUGAAGAAAAAGUAUUCAGCCUAUUUCCCAGAAAAAUAGAAAAGGAUCUCUUUGAGCUUAAUACCGUUAUGCUUGAUCACAUGAAAAAGGCAAUUAAAGGUAGAAUGGAAAAAUUAAAAAAUUGCAAAGACUUUGUACAUUAGGAUUAUUUGGAUGUAUAUUUAGAUGCUUAUCUAAACAAAAAUGAUUAAAUGGAUCCUCCUAUCACAGAAGAUGAAAUUUUAUAAUAAUCUAUAACACUUUAUUUUGCAGGAACUGAAACUACAGCUAAUCUAGUAACUACAGCAUGUUAUUUUUUGGCGGAAAAUCCACAUCUUUAAUAAGAAAUUUAUUAAGAAAUUCUUGAAAUCCUAAAUGGAGAAUCAAUAAUUACUGCUAAACAUUUAUAAAAUUUAUAAAAAGUUACAGGAUUUUUAAUGGAGUGCCUUCGAUUAAAACCAGUGGCUCCUAUGUUGAUAUCCAAAAAAGCUUUAUAGGAUGUAUACAUUAUGGAUAUAUUCAUUAAAAAAGGAUGGUAUGUCAAUUAUAUGGUAUUGUCUAAUGCAUAAAACUAGAACUACUUUCCAAAUCCAAAAUAAAUAGAUAUAACAAGAUGGAAAUCAGAUGGAACUUUAAAGGAUUCAACUAUCGACCCGUUUGCUUUUGUACCCUUCUCAGCUGGAGGCAGAAAUUGUAUAGGUUAAUAUCUUGCAUUGAUUGAGAGCAAAAUUGUUAUCUCUAAAAUUCUAAUGAAAUAUAAGUUGAAAUUAAAUGAAAAACUAAUAAAAACAGAGUGGAUAGCUAAAAUUACUUAUGGCUUAUCAAAUCAAGAUUACAUCACAUGGGAGGCAAGAUGA